UUUUCUUUACUUUGUUAUAUCAAUCUUCUUUCUUAUCAAGUAAAUACUAUAAUUACCCUGUGAACACCAUAAAAUUCUUCAUGUGCACCUGGUUUUGCUUGUAGUGAAAUGGUACGUGAAAGCAAUGAUUGAAGAGCAUCAAGAUCACGAAGAAAGAUGGCGAAAUGGUUCGGCCUUCAAGAUUAUCACUGUAUCUGGAGUGUGCGUGUGCGUGUGUGUUCUCCUGGUUUGCAGGUCUUUCCAUAAGAAAAUGUUGUCCUUUGUUCUGGUAAUUUCUCUUUUCGAGUUGGAUUACAUUACAUCACACGGUUCGGGUUAUUGCCUCUUGUACAAUGUGUGGUGGUGUGCAUAUAAAGCAUGCUGCUGCCGCCGCCGCCGCUUAUUUUCCUUCAAUUAUAACCAGUUACGAAUGGUGUACUGGCGUAGCAAUUGCUAUGUCAGCCUAUCUGUUGUCAUUGCUCCACCAGCACUUCUUUUUUCUAAUUUUUACUGCUGAAUUGUUAAUUAACCAACUCAUAAUGCUAAAAAAAGAAGAAGAAAUUUGGUCAAACUUGUUUUCUGUCCAGGGACUUUUACCGAUAUUCUGCUAAAAAAUCGUUGAACACCUGACCAGCUGACCUGCAUUCCAGGAGCUGAAAGCAAUUAGGCUUUAGUUUUCCUUCAAUAUUUCAUUGGAAGACCUGCCGAACAACAAUUUUCCUAUUCUUGAUUUUCCCCUGCUGCCGGUUUUUUUGCUUUUUCAUAAUUACCAUUAGUCACCAUCUCUAUCUUUCUCUCCUGAGAAAACAAAAAUAUAACCAGGUGUGGAAGCAAGCGAAGCGCUUGUGGGAAUAUGGAUCCCUUAAAACUGUCAAAUGUAAUCGUCAAUUCAACUGGAGAAUUUCAUGAAUCGGUCACUUGUUUCACCCUACCUCCAAAGGUAAAUUCACCUGGAUUGGAAGAGUACUUGGUCAACAGCAAAUUUGAACCAUUGAGUUAUACAUUGCCAAAUCUGGAGGUGCUCAUGGCGGUGGUAUUUGGUAUCACCCAGGUCUUGAAUUUUGCGUUCAGAAGAAUAGGACUGCCAUCGCUAAUCUCACAGAUUCUUGCAGGCCUGAUUUUCAAUCCAGCAGUGCUUCCUCAUAGUGUUUCAAAGGUUCUAUUUUCAAGGGCAGGUGUAGAAAAUCUUGUUACAGUAGCAACAAUGGGCUACCAGUUGUUUAUGUUUCAAAGUGGAGUAAAAAUGGAUAUGGAGAUGUUAAGAAAUGUAGAAGGAAAGGUCUUACUUCUUGGUGUUUCUUGUGUAUUAUUACCACUUCUACUCGGUCUAGCAACCUUAACAGUUAUGACCAAGAAAGAGUAUUUAAUGAAUUUCUUUAUUGCAACAGUGUAUUCGAUGUCUUCAUUUCCUGUGAUAGUUAGCCUUCUCCAUGAGCUAAAACUUCUAAACUCACAACUCGGCCGGUUAGGACUGUCAACAGCGCUAGUUAGUGACCUUGUUGGCCUUCUGCUUCUUAUUGUUUCAUCUUUGCUGAGAGCAGCAGACCACGAGCUCAAUGAAACCGGAGAUGGUGUAAUAGGGAUGCUUGUUUUCAUCCUUACUGUUGCAUUGAUUCUUAGACCAGCAUUGAAUCUUCUAGCAAGAAAGAUGUGUGAUAGCCUGAAGGAAUUGUACGUUUACUUCAUCAUUUCACUGUUCCUGGGUUCUGUGUUGCUUUCACAUAUUAAUGGAUUGGCUGUUUUUUAUGGGCCCUUUAUUGUUGGUCUAGCUGUGCCAUCUGGACCGCCACUGGGAUCUUCUGUUUUGGAGAAGUUCGAAGCAAUUACAGGUUACAUCCUUGCAAUUUUUGUCACAUCAUGUGGCAUGAGGGUGGAUUUUGCAAACACAAAAUUUGACGAGAUCAAGUUAUCAAUCGCUGCAGUUGCUCUUACUGUGAUUACCUCGGCCAAAUUCUUGGUGUGUUACGUUUCACAUUCAUUCUUUUGGGAAUCGCCAACAAAAAAUGGUGCUGCCUUUGCCCUCAUAAUGUGUGCGAAAGGCGUCGUUGAGUUGGCCUUGUACAGUUUCUUGGAUGAUGCUCAGGCAAUAAUGGAUGAUGCUUUCAUUUUCAUGGUUGGUACAGUCAUCGUCUUUGGCAGCGUUGUACCAAUUCUUGUGAGAAGGCUAUACAAUCCUGAAAAGAGAUAUGUAGGAUGCCUGAAAAGGAAUCUCAUAGAGUCCAGGCAAAAUUCAGAGCUGCAAAUUAUUUCUUGUAUCCAUGCACCAGGAGAUGUGAAUGCGGUAAUAAAUCUUCUUGAUGCCUCCUGUGGUGGAGAUAGCCCUACUGCGGUUACAGUGCUUCACCACAUCAAGCUUGUCGGGCAAUCUACUCCACUCUUCAUUUCCCACCGAAAGGGGAGGGUAAUAGUCUGUGAUUAUUUACAUUCAAUGAACGUCAUUCGUUUGUUCAACGAAUUCGAGCAAAACAGUCGUGGAUCGUUGUCGGUGAAUGCAGUCACAGCAGUCUCUCUGCUGAAAUUCAUGUAUGAUGAUAUUUUCUCACUGGCAGUGGAGAAGCUCGCAUCUCUUAUAAUACUUCCAUUUCACAUUAGAUGGUGGAAACAAGAUGGUUCAAUUCAAUCAGAGGACCAAAGCCUAAGGGAAUUGAAUAACAGGGUCCUUGAAAAGGCACCUUGCUCUGUAGGGAUACUAGUUGAUAGAUGCAGUAACCGGCGGCUAGUCUACAAAGAAGAUGCGCCAGCAGUAAUCAAUGUUGCUAUGAUCUUCCUGGGAGGUGAUGAUGAUAGAGAAGCCUUAACUUUUGCUAUUCGCAUGGCACAAGACACCAGGGUUAAAUUGUGUGUGGCACAUCUCCUUCCAGCAAACUUGAACGAACUGGAAGCAAAACAAGAUAAUGUGGCGUUGAAGGGAGUGAAGGAAAAGGAUCAUAUUACGUUUGGAGAAGAAGUGGUAGAUGGAGCAGCAACAACUGUUUCACUUAUUAGAUCCAUGGUGCCUGAAUACGAGCUUAUAAUUGUGGGUCGAAGAGACAACUUGGAUGGCAUUACCCCACAGACAAGUGGUCUAAGACAAUGGUGUGAGUAUCCGGAGCUGGGGCUAAUAGGAGACCUCAUCAUAUCGGAUGACAACAAGGCAGACUGUUCCUUAUUUGUUGUUCAGCAGGCACGAGAACAAGUAGAAGAACAGCAACAACAAAUGCCUUAGUAAAAGCAAAGUAGUGCGCAUCUUAUAGUUGCAGUGGUAGUUUAAAACUUUUUGUCCUGUGCUCUUUUUUAAGUGUGAUAGAGAUUAAUUUUUAAAAAAUAAAAAAAUUUAAUAAAAAAAUCAGUUUAACCCA
Molecule: messenger RNA, 3317 nt
Organism: Populus trichocarpa (black cottonwood)
Lineage: Eukaryota; Viridiplantae; Streptophyta; Magnoliopsida; Malpighiales; Salicaceae
Product: cation/H(+) antiporter 4
Exons: 3
Coding region: 833-3184 (783 amino acids)
Biological process (GO): proton transmembrane transport; regulation of pH
Cellular component (GO): membrane; endomembrane system
Molecular function (GO): antiporter activity
Source: RefSeq, a predicted model, not a curated record